This is a messenger RNA of Gadus chalcogrammus (walleye pollock), 564 nucleotides long. Its product is annotated as serine/threonine-protein kinase pim-2-like. Gene Ontology annotation, molecular function: protein serine/threonine kinase activity; ATP binding. NCBI's taxonomy places the organism in Eukaryota, Metazoa, Chordata, Actinopteri, Gadiformes, Gadidae. The transcript has 4 exons. The record is from RefSeq and is a predicted model, not a curated record. Bases 1 to 564 code for a protein of 187 amino acids. Gene Ontology annotation, biological process: negative regulation of apoptotic process; regulation of mitotic cell cycle; protein autophosphorylation. Gene Ontology annotation, cellular component: cytoplasm.
AUGCUGAAGGUCCAAGGUGAAGGUGGCUCUGCAAGCCCAGGUGCAGCUGUCCAACUGCUGGAGUGGUUUAAACUGGACCAGGAGCUAAUCCUGGUGCUGGAGAGACCAGUGCCCUCCACUGAUCUCCUGCGCUACAUGAAGGGGGGUUACCUUGAGGAGCAGGAAGCUAAGAUGAUUAUGCAGCAAGUCAUCAAAGCAAUCACUGACAUCCACUCCAAAGGCGUCCUACACCGAGACAUCAAGCCUGAGAACAUCUUGAUAGAAACCGGUUCCGACGUGCCCCGUGUCAGGAUCAUUGACUUUGGAUGCGGCUGCCUUCUCCAGAACGGCGAGCAUCAUCAGUUCUCAGGCACUUUCCGCUACUGUCCUCCAGAGUGGUUUAACCAUCAGUCUUACAGGGCAGAACCUCUGAACGUGUGGCAGGUGGGGGUGCUUGCGUACUACUGCCAGGAAUUUGUGUGGAGUUGCCUGGCCAAGCAACCUCAGGAACGUCUGCCCCUGGAUAGCCUGCUGGCCCACCCCUGGUUGCAGCUUGAUGAACCUGAGGACAUCGCUGUGGACUGA